Molecule: messenger RNA, 1710 nt
Organism: Prunus armeniaca (apricot)
Lineage: Eukaryota; Viridiplantae; Streptophyta; Magnoliopsida; Rosales; Rosaceae
Source: the annotation of a GenBank genome assembly
AUGGCUGAAAAUGGCCUCCAGUUACGCAGCCGGAACCCCUCCACCCACCCCAAACCCUCAAGGGGUGGCUGGAACGCUGCCAUUUUCAUCAUCUUUGUGGAGGUAGCAGAGCGAUUUGCAUUUUAUGGCUUGGCUGGAAAUCUCAUCAUGUACCUCACAAAUGAACUCCACCAACCUACAGCCAUGGCUGCCAAGAACGUCAACUUGUGGAUGGGUGUGUCGUCUCUUUUCCCUCUGGUUGGGGCCGUGCUAGCCGAUUCCUACCUCGGUCGCUUCAAGACCAUCAUUUUCUCCUCCUCUAUUUAUUUCAUGGGAAUGGUUCUGCUAUGCUUAUCUGUCUCCGUUGUCCCUCUGCAUUAUCGCGAAGCCAUUUUCUUCGUCUCACUUUACAUUUUAGCCGUCGGCGAAGGUGGGCACAAGCCUUGUGUCCAAACCUUUGCCGCCGAUCAGUUUGACGAGGACUCGGAGGAGGAGAGAAAGGCCAAGAGCUCAUUCUUCAACUGGUGGUAUUUAGCUAUAGUAAUUGCUGGCACUGUUGCCUCACUUGUGGUCAUCUACAUUCAGGACAACGUGAGCUGGGUUAUAGGCUACGGUGUAUUGGCCGGGGUCAUAGCAGCCGGGAUCAUAUUAUUUUUGCUAGGAAUCAAAAGUUACCGGAAACAAGGUCCCCUCGGGAGCCCGUUCACCGCGGUGGCGCAAGUGUUUGCCGCAGCGGCACGGAAGUGGCGUGUGAAGGAGACGCAUGAUUGGGAUGUGUAUUAUGGAGAUGAGAGGAGUGAGACUCAUAUGGAGGCUCAGCCCAAGCAAAAGACUUUGGCUAGGACCAAACAAUUCAGGUUUCUGGAUAAGGCAAUGAUCAUUGACAACCUUGAUGCAUCGAGCACAACGAGGAACCCUUGGAGACUAUGCUCUAUAAAUCAAGUGGAAGAAGUGAAGUUGGUCCUCCGUCUUAUUCCGAUAUGGUUGAGUUGCUUAAUGUUCAAUGUAGUUCAAUCUCAACUCCACACCUACUACACCAAGCAAGGUUCCAAGAUGGACAGAUCCAUGGGACCCCAUUUCCAGCUUCCCCCAGCGUCGCUUAAAGUCUUCGUCGGCAUCACGAUCCUUAUCACCGUCCCAAUCUACGACCGGAUUUUCGUCCCAAUGGCCCGAAAGCUCUUCGGACACCCCGCAGGCAUAACCGUGCUACAAAGAAUUGGCGUUGGCCUAUUUCUCUCCAUCCUCAACGUGGUUGCGGCAGCUCUAGUGGAGGCCAAAAGGGUUAGUGUGGCUAAACAGCAUGAUCUCAUGGACAACCCUAAAGCAAUCAUACCAAUUAGGGUUUGGUGGCUCCUCCCACAAUACCUAAUUUGUGGUUUGUCAGAUACAUUCGCAGUUGUGGGGCUCCAAGAAUUGUUCUAUGAUCAAAUGCCAGAGGGGCUGAGAAGUUUGGGGGCGGCAGCAUAUAUUAGUAUUCUAGGAGUUGGAAGCUUCCUUAGCAGUGCCAUUAUAUCUUUGGUGCAGGCGAUUAGCUCCAAGUCGGGGGAGGAAUGGUUGGGAGACAAUCUUAACCGAGCACACCUUGAUUACUUCUAUUGGGUACUUGCAGGAUUGAGUGCUUUGAAUUUGUGUGUUUAUGUGUGGACUGCGAAGGGUUUUGUGUACAAAAAAGUUGAAGCCCAAAAACCAACUGGGGCAAAAAAAGCAGGCACUAGGGCUGGAGAAGUAUGA